Sebastes umbrosus (honeycomb rockfish) is the source of this 751-nucleotide messenger RNA. RefSeq names its product fatty acid binding protein 7, brain, a (gene fabp7a). The coding region runs from base 92 to 490 and encodes 132 amino acids. Gene Ontology annotation, cellular component: nucleus; cytosol. The transcript is spliced from 4 exons. NCBI's taxonomy places the organism in Eukaryota, Metazoa, Chordata, Actinopteri, Perciformes, Sebastidae. Gene Ontology annotation, molecular function: fatty acid binding. Gene Ontology annotation, biological process: fatty acid transport. The record is from RefSeq and is a predicted model, not a curated record.
GUUGCAGGCAGACACGCUGCAGGAUUUACUGCACAGAGACAAGAGUCCUUCUGAUAGUUUCACACUGAACUGACCAGUAACAUCUGCAAAAAUGGUUGAUGCUUUCUGCGCAACAUGGAAACUGGUCGACAGCCAGAACUUUGAUGAAUACAUGAAGGCAAUUGGUGUUGGUUUUGCCACAAGACAAGUGGGCAAUGUCACCAAACCAACAGUAGUGAUCAGCCAGGAUGGGGACAAAGUGGUGGUGAAAACCCAGAGCACCUUCAAGAACACUGAGAUCUCAGCCAAACUUGGAGAAGAGUUUGAUGAGACCACAGUCGAUGACCGGAAUGUCAAAUCUACCUUCACCAUGGAAGGAGCCAAACUUGUGCAAGUGCAGAAGUGGGACGGCAAGGAGACCAAAUUUGUCAGAGAAAUCAAGGAUGGGAAGAUGGUGGCGACUUUGACUUUUGAGGGAGUUGAGGCAACCCGCACAUAUGAGAAAGCCUAACUUUACCAUCCUACUUGAAUGAGCAAAUCACCCCCUGCACUGCAAAGGAUCAACAAAGUGUUCUCCUUUUUCUCUGUUUUCUUUUUUUUUUUAACAAAAAUGUUUUUGUUUGUUUUCACAGUGUAAUGCAGUGAUUUGCACUUGUAACAUGAGAUAAAUAUUUUGGGAAAUCUUUUGUAAGAUCUUUUGUAAGAAAUUCAGACUGUGAAGGGCCUAAAACUGUUAUAAAAUAAAAAUGAAAAAAUAAACUGCUCGACUAAA